Messenger RNA from Trematosphaeria pertusa, 2260 nucleotides. Its product is annotated as glycoside hydrolase family 47 protein. NCBI's taxonomy places the organism in Eukaryota, Fungi, Ascomycota, Dothideomycetes, Pleosporales, Trematosphaeriaceae. The coding region runs from base 307 to 2187 and encodes 626 amino acids. Gene Ontology annotation, molecular function: mannosyl-oligosaccharide 1,2-alpha-mannosidase activity; calcium ion binding. Gene Ontology annotation, cellular component: Golgi membrane; endoplasmic reticulum. Gene Ontology annotation, biological process: carbohydrate metabolic process; N-glycan processing. The transcript has a single exon. The record is from RefSeq and is a predicted model, not a curated record.
GCCCUGCAUGCUCCUUCCUCCUUGGCAGCUUAGCAGACGCGCUCGUGCCCGUAAACCACCCUGAGGCGAAGGUGUCCUUCUGGCGUCCUGUCACUCAUUCGCCGUCAUGACUGAGAGUUGAGCGGGUAUUCUUCUCAUGCUGCGUCUCUGCGCUGCCAUUGUUACUUGAGCCAUUCGCUGGUCCUGCGAGCUGUCAGGGGCGCCUUUGGUUCCCGCGACAGCUCCAGGCCUCUGUAUUCCUUCCCCGGACGCAGCUUCUUCGUACGCUGUGGUGGAGCCUCAGGCUCCCUCCUCUCAUUACCGGCCAUGGUCAGGAUCAAGAUGCCCCGCAACGCGGCGAGCCAGCCCAUGUCCCGGCGGCACAAACGAAACCUCACGUACGCGCUCAUCGCCGGCUUCACAGUAGGCCUGCUAUACCUCUGGACCGGACCCGUCGAUCUGCUUGCCGUGCCCUUCGACCAGCAUGAAGCGUACAUGAACGACCGCGCCAACGUGGACGGCUUCGUUUCGAAAGGCUCCUACGACUGGCGCAAAGCUCCCUUCCACCACCCCGUCAAAGACUACAUCCCGCUGCCCCCGGGCAAGCCCCGCACGCUCGCGCCCGUACAAUACAACUUCCCGCCUGAAUCAUCGUCACAACGCGCAAAGAGGGAGGCGCGCCGCGUCGCUGUGCGCAGGGAAUUCCAGCGCAGCUGGGAGAGCUACAAGAGGUGCGCAUGGGGGCGGGACGAGCUCUUGCCGCUCACGGGGGAGGGCAUGGAGACUUUUGGGGGCUGGGGCGCAACGCUCGUGGAUUCGUUGGAUACACUGUGGAUCAUGGGCUUCAAGAAGGAAUUCUACGAAGCCGUCGAAGCCAUCGCCGCCAUUGACUUCGGAAAGACGGAGACGAACGCCAUCAGCGUCUUCGAGACGACGAUUCGAUACCUGGGAGGACUGCUUGCUGCAUACGACCUGAGCCGCGAGAAGGUGCUGCUGGAAAAAGCUGUCCAGCUUGGGGAGAUGCUCUACCGGGCGUUUGACACGUCGCCGAACAACUUUCCGUUGGAUCGGCUUGUAAUUGAGAAGGCCAAAAUGAAGGACGGACCUGCGCUUAGCGCAGACACCAACAUCUGCUUCGCCGGCCUCGCCUCGCUCACAUUGGAGUUUACCCGGCUCGCCCAGAUCACGCAGCAACCCAAGUACUAUGACGCCGUUGCCCGAGUCACCCAAUUCCUCGACAGAGAGCAGAACAGCACUCGUAUACCUGGCUUGUUCCCUAUCUGGGUAAACGCUUACAAGGAGGAUAUCAGUCAUAGCAACUCAUUUACCGUCGGCGCCAUGGCGGAUUCUUCGUACGAAUACUUCCCUAAGAUGUACGCUCUGCUCGGAGGCCUAGAACCCGUAUACCAAAAGAUAUGGAAAGACUCCGCAGCUAUGAUAGACAAACACAUGCUUUUCCGCCCCAUGCUCCCAGACAGCGAACCAGGCCAGGACCUCCUCUUCUGCGGCGACGUGACCACAACCGGCGACCCCGUCCGCAUUAUUAAGCUAGAUCCCGAAAUGCAGCACCUAACCUGCUUCGUGGGCGGCAUGUUCGGCCUUGCGGGACGUCUCUUCACCGACCAGCAUCACAUAAGUCUCGGCGAAAAACUCACAGAAGGCUGCAUCUACGCCUACAAGUCCAUGCCCAGCGGCAUCAUGCCCGAGAUCUUCAACCUCUUCCCCUGCGAAUCGCGCAAAACCUGCCCCUGGAACGAAACCGCAUACGAAGCCGAAGUCCUGCGAAAAACAUACGGAAGGACGCACGCCGACUAUCUCACCACCGUGGAGGAGCAGAAAAUGCCCCCGGGCUUCACGUACCUGCGGGACAAGCGAUAUCUGCUCCGACCUGAAGCCAUCGAGUCGGUGUUCAUCAUGCACCGCAUCACAGGGCACGAGGAGUACCUGGACCACGCAUGGGACAUGUUUACUUCGAUUAUGCGCGCUACGAGUACCAAAUUCGCAAAUGGCCAGGUGUUCGAUGUCACGGCGGAUCCGCCGGUGGAACCGGAGAAUAAGAUGGAGAGCUUUUGGCUUGCGGAGACGCUGAAGUAUUUCUAUUUGAUUUUUAGUCCGCCGGAUAUGAUUAGCUUGGAUGAGUGGGUGUUCAAUACCGAGGCGCAUCCUUUUCGCCGACCGAGGGUUAUUAAGGUGCAGGCCGGUGGGUAGGGAGAGAAUUAAAAAAAAGGGAGAGAAAGAGCCUCGGGAGGUAAGAAGAGAGAAGGAGGAAGAGUUGGUCGGC